AUGGCAUCACCAUUCCCGGUCACGUUACCGGAGUCUUCCACAAGAAGAAUUUCCAGCAGAGAUAUCCUGAUCAAAACAACAAGACCAUCAGAAGAUACACCUGCUUCAGAAAGACCAAUCAUUUUACCCGAACCUGGAAAGAAGAAUGUUUUAAUCACUUCAGCUUUACCUUAUGUCAAUAAUGUGCCACAUUUGGGAAAUAUUGUAGGAUCAACUUUGAGUGCUGAUUGUUAUGCAAGAUAUUCACGUUCUCGAGGUCGCAACACAGUCUAUGUUUGUGGUACAGAUGAGUAUGGAACAGCAUCAGAAACGCAAGCAUUGAAGGAAGGUGUUACGCCGCAACAAUUGGUAGACAAAUAUCACACUCUUCAUGCUCAAGUAUAUAAAUGGUUCAAAAUCGGUUUUGAUCAUUUCGGUCGCACAACAACUCCUGCCCAAACAAAGAUUUGUCAAGAGAUCUUUUUGGAUUUAUACAAUAAUGGAUUUAUGGAAGAACGAGAUGUGCGUCAACUAUGGUGUCCAAAAGACGAACGUUUCUUGGCAGACCGAUAUGUAGAAGGUAUAUGUCCAAAGUGCGGUUAUGAUGAUGCACGUGGAGAUCAAUGCGAUAAAUGCGGUCAAUUGCUAGACGCUGUUGAUCUCAUUCAACCCCGUUGCAAAACCUGCAAUUCUACACCAGUCCAAAAGGAUUCCACACAUAUGUUCUUGCGUAUCGACUCGUUACAAAAAGAGACAGAAGAUUGGGCAAGGGAUGCAGCUACACGUGGAGGAUGGAGUGCUAAUUCUAGACACAUCACUGAGAGUUGGUUCAAGGAAGGUUUACGUCCUUUCAGUCUUUCGCGUGAUCUUAAAUGGGGUGUUCCAGUGCCACUGAAAGGCUUCGAAAAGAAGGUGUUGUAUGUGUGGUUCGAUGCUCCGAUCGGAUAUCCUUCCAUCACAGCAAAUUACACGAGCGAGUGGGAGAAAUGGUGGAGAGAUCCAGAGAACGUAAGACUUUUCCAAUUCAUGGGAAAGGAUAACGUCAGAUUCCACACUGUCAUUUUCCCUUCAUGCUUGAUUGGUACAAGAAAGACUUGGACGAAGCUGCACCACAUCAACACAACUGACUACCUUCAGUAUGAAUCAGGCAAAUUCUCAAAGUCUCGAAAUAUUGGUGUGUUCGGUGACAAAGCUGGCUCGAUUGGCGUUCCGCCAGAUGUUUGGCGAUUCUACCUUUUGGUCAACAGACCCGAGACUGGUGAUUCGCUUUUCAGCUGGAGUGACUUUAUCGCAAGAAACAACAAUGAGCUGUUGAGCAAUCUGGGAAACUUUGUCAACAGAACACUAAAAUUCUUGGCUGCCAAAUAUGAUUCUACGCUACCGUCUAUUCCGGAAGGAAAAGGAUUGCAAGCUGGACCAGCACCUUUGGCGGUAAACAAGGAUGCCACAGAUCCGAUCUCAACGUUCAUCCGAGAUGUCAAUGACCUUUUGGCAAAUUAUGCCACAGCUAUGGAUGCCGUUAAGCUUCGUCUUGGUUUGCUAACGGCCAUGCAAAUUAGUCAGAGAGGUAAUGUCUUUUUGUCUGAAGUACGUCUGGACAAUGCACUUUUCAACGACAAAAAGGCAGAUUGUGAUGCAGCCAUGCUUUUGGCCGUCAAUUUGAUUUACGUUUUGUCGUCGGUCUUCCAUCCUUUCAUGCCCGAUACCACUGAUUCGAUUUGUCAACAACUUGACGCAAAUCCACGUCUGUUACCCGUCGAAGAUCCAUCAUUUGCAUUGGAUCUCUUACCUGGACACAAGAUCAACAAGCCUGCCCAUCUGUUCAGUCGUAUUGACGAAAAGAAGGAAAAUGAAUGGCGUCAAAUGUUUGGUGGAGAACAAGAUGCAAAAGCUGCUGCUGGUGCAGAUGCAAAGCCGGCUAUCAGCAAGAAGCAAGCAGCCAAACAGGCCAAAGCAGCAAAAAAGGCAGCUGAACCUAAAGUGAAGAACCCAACUCCCGAAUACAUUGCUUUGGAAGAGCAGGUAAAGCAACAAGGAGAUGUGGUAAAGAAGUUGAAAGAAGAAGCAAAGAAAGCUGGUGGAAAUGCAAACAACUCUGCAGAAGUCGAUACAGAGGUUAGCAAAUUGUUGAAACUCAAAGAGCAAAUGUCAGAUCUGGGCGAUCAACUUGCUGCGCUGGAAAUCAAAGAAGAAACUAAAGCAUAG
Messenger RNA from Meira miltonrushii, 2184 nucleotides. RefSeq names its product putative MES1-methionyl-tRNA synthetase. Bases 1 to 2184 code for a protein of 727 amino acids. Gene Ontology annotation, cellular component: aminoacyl-tRNA synthetase multienzyme complex; cytosol. Gene Ontology annotation, molecular function: methionine-tRNA ligase activity; ATP binding. Lineage: Eukaryota; Fungi; Basidiomycota; Exobasidiomycetes; Exobasidiales; Brachybasidiaceae. The transcript is spliced from 2 exons. The record is from RefSeq and is a predicted model, not a curated record. Gene Ontology annotation, biological process: methionyl-tRNA aminoacylation.